CUGGCACGAUCACGAUGAGCCGCCUCCGCCGCUCGCCGGCGCCCCCGAUGGACGACGACGACCUCCUCGGGGAGAUCCUGCUCCGCCUGCCCCCGCAGCCGUCGGCGCUCCCUCGUGCCUCCCUCGUUUGCAAGCGUUGGCGCCGCCUCGUCGCCGACCCCGCGUUCCUCCGCCGCUUCCGCGCCCACCACCGGAGGCCUCCCGUCCUCGGCUUCUUCUCCACCUUAGGGAACCCCACCUUCACCCCCGCGCUCGACCCGCCGGACCGUAUCCCCUCCGCGCGCUUCUCCCUGCGGCUCGAGGAAGGCGACCACUUCCAGUUCCUCGGCUGCCGCCAUGGCCGCGCCCUCGCCGUCAACACGCAUCCGCGGCCCUUCCUCCUGCUGUGGGACCCCGUCACCGGCGACCAGACCCGUCUGGCCGUCCCACCGGAGCUCUACGGCGACGGGACCGUCAUCUUGACCGGGGCGCUGCUUUGCUCUGCCGGCGACCAGGGACACGCGCACGGCGAUUGUCGUCGCUCCGGCCAUUUCCAAGUGGCUCUGAUAGCCACUGUCAAAAGAAGCCAUUCUCAUCUUUUCGCAACCGUUUACUCGUCGGCGACCAGCGAAUGGGGCGAAAUUAUCUCAAUGCCGUUCAUACAUUCCAGGAUCAAGCCAUCUACAGCUAUGAAAUAUUUUCAACCUGUCCUCACUCCCACUAUCUUGAUUGGGAAUUCACUCUAUUGGUCGUAUGUUCUUGGCGGAGCUUGCAUAAUUGAGUUUGAUUUGGACACGCAGAGGCUGGCAUUGAUAGAGCCGCCACCGGAUGCAUAUGCCCACGAUGAUACAGUUUUCGCCGUUAUGCCGGCUGAAGAUGGUGGCCUUGGCUUAAUCGUUGUGUCGGGCUUCCGUGCCCAACUAUGGAAGUGGGAAGCGGGUGUUCGUCAUGACGAUGCGACAUGGGUUCUGGGAAGGAUCGUUGAACUAGACAAGCUUCUUCCUCUAGGAGCAGCAGGCAAGAGGAAGCCUGUAGCCUUAGUGGGAUUCGACGAGGAAAACAAUGUGACCCUUGUAAGGACAUCUUGUGGCAUCUUCAUGGUCCAUCUCCAGUCAAUGACGUUCAAGAGACUAUGCAACAGUGGCAGCGCAAGGGAUAUCCAUAUCUACAAUGCAUUCUCAAGUUUCUAUGAUGCAGGCAAUGGCAUUGGUGAUGGGCAUGGUGAAGGUGAAGCGUUGGACGAUAUAUAAUAAUGGUUUUUUUUCCUGGUGGGAUAUACAUUGCUG
This is a messenger RNA of Triticum aestivum (bread wheat), 1265 nucleotides long. RefSeq lists its product as uncharacterized. Lineage: Eukaryota; Viridiplantae; Streptophyta; Magnoliopsida; Poales; Poaceae. The transcript is spliced from 2 exons. Gene Ontology annotation, molecular function: protein binding. The coding region runs from base 15 to 1229 and encodes 404 amino acids. The record is from RefSeq and is a predicted model, not a curated record.